AUGCAGUGGUCCAUCCUCCCUCUGGCAGGGCUGGUCGCCCGUGUGUACGCAGCAACGAACUGCACCGUGGCCCGCUUGACUGAGUUGCUUCCCGAAAACUCAACAGUCUUCUAUGCCAACGACUACCCAGCUCACUACAAUUUCACCCCACCAGUUAGCCUGAACUAUGGAUCAACUUCCAGCCCCAGGGGUAUCAGCGCCUAUGAGCUUCCCGUUGCUGCAUGCAUCGCCCAAGCGAACAUCACCCUGCCAAACAACACCCAGCAUAGUGUUGGCUUCGUUCUACCGGACGACUGGAACGGCCGCUUCCUCGCCAAUGGCAACGGUGAAUUCUCCGGCUCAAUUGGCUGGGACGCUAUCGUCUCUCUCUCCUGGUACGGCUUUGCUGUCGUUUCGUCUGAUCUUGGCCACGAGGGGAACAACGGUAGCUUCGGCUAUCACAAUGAACAGGCUCUGCAGAACUGGGGCCACGUUGCCCUCCACAAUGCCGUCGUGAAUGGCAAGACGUUAACGGAGGGCUAUUAUGGGAAGGAAAUUUCAUACUCUUACUACCGUGGCUGCUCUGCCGGUGGUAAGCAGGGUCUGAAGGAAGUCGAAGAAUAUCCCGAGGACUUCGACGGUGUCAUUGCUGGUGCUCCCGCAUGGUGGACCUCCCAUCAGCAGCUCUGGAACGUCCUAACAGCCAUCUGGAACCUCCCCGAAACGGCAGACUACCAUGUCACAAGUGAUCAGAUGUCUGCUGUUGCUGCCGAGAUUGUCAAGCAGUGCGAUCCCCAAGACGGCGUGAAGGACAAUAUCCUCCAGAAUCCCUUUGGGUGUGUCUUCGACAUUACCACCCUGGCUUGUAACUCGACGUCUAGCAACGAUACUUGCCUUACAUCCCCGCAAAUAGGCACAGUCAACAAGCUCUUCAACCCCUGGGUGGACGCGAACGACACCUUCAUUUUUCCCGGGUACACUCUUGGUACCGAAGUUGGCGCCCCAUCCCUCGACGCCGACUUCGUCACGUACAUCCAAUAUAUGCUCCAGCUUGGCGGCGACUGGACCUGGGAGGACUGGAACAGCCAAGAGCUGAUCGCACUCUCUGAGAAGCUCAACCCCGGGAAUGCGACCGCCGACAACUUCGACAUCUCUCCCUUCUACGAAAAGGACGGCAAACUGAUCCAUUAUCACGGAUACUCGGAUCCAAGCAUCGCAACGGGCUCCUCAUUCUACUUCUUCAACCACGUUGUGGAGGCCCUCAAGCCGAAGGGGAUCCCGAUUGAGUCAUUCUAUCGUUUCUUUCCCGUCCCGGGUAUGGAGCACUGCACGUUCUCGCCGGCGGAUCAGAACGCCCCGUACUAUUUCAACGGUGCGGACCAAAGCGGCUCGCUGAGUGGUACCUACUGGGGUGUGCCUGGCUUCAAUGAUUCGAAGCAUGACAUCGUUCUGGCGAUCAUGCACUGGGUGGAGAAUGGCACCGCGCCGGAUUAUCUUGUCCCUACGAAGUGGUGGAAUGAUGAUCCUGCUGAUGGCGUGGAGAUUCAAAGACCUAUCUGUCCUUAUCCCCAGCUCGCGCUGUACAAUGGUACUGGCAACACUAGCCUUCCGGAGAACUGGCACUGUGGGACUUUGUACUAG
Aspergillus pseudonomiae is the source of this 1620-nucleotide messenger RNA. RefSeq names its product tannase and feruloyl esterase. The coding region runs from base 1 to 1620 and encodes 539 amino acids. NCBI's taxonomy places the organism in Eukaryota, Fungi, Ascomycota, Eurotiomycetes, Eurotiales, Aspergillaceae. The transcript has a single exon. The record is from RefSeq and is a predicted model, not a curated record.